Molecule: messenger RNA, 511 nt
Organism: Rubroshorea leprosula
Lineage: Eukaryota; Viridiplantae; Streptophyta; Magnoliopsida; Malvales; Dipterocarpaceae
Source: the annotation of a GenBank genome assembly
CGUCUCCUGAGCUAGGGUUUCUCCUGCAGCUGCUCCGAUGGGUAAGGGAACAGGGAGUUUUGGUAAGAGAAGAAACAAGACCCACACCCUCUGUGUGAGGUGUGGCCGCCGCAGCUUCCACCUCCAGAAGAGCCGUUGCGCCGCUUGCGCUUUCCCCGCUGCUCGCAAGAGGAAAUAUAACUGGAGUGUGAAGGCCAUCCGCAGAAAGACCACUGGAACUGGUAGGAUGAGGUAUCUCCGCCAUGUCCCUCGCAGGUUCAAGACUGGCUUCAGAGAAGGUACUGAAGCAGCACCUAGGAAGAAGGCUGCAGUAGCUUCUGCUUAAGGUGUUUUGGGCCUCUCAAUUGAAGUUAUGUGUUAGGGAAAAUUUUAUGAGAACAUUGCUUUAUCAAUGUUAUUACAAUUGAUCAUUAGUGGAUUUUUGUUUCCUUGUUAUGUAUCUGCUUUAAAUUUUGAGAAGUACUUACGGAGAUAUUAUUGUUUUACAGUUUAAUUAAGGUUAUGCUUGAAG